AUGGAAGUAGAUGAAAGCAUCUACUUUCAUUCAUUCUACUUUCACCAUCCAUUCUGCAUUGACUCCUAUGUAAACAGCAUUGACUCCUAUGUAAACAGCACUGACUCCUAUGUAAACAGCAUUGACUCCUAUGUAAACAGCACUGACUCCUAUGUAAACAGCAUUGACUCCUAUGUAAACAGCAUUGACUCCUAUGUAAACAGCUCUGACUCCUAUGUAAACAGCAUUGACUCCUAUGUAAACAGCAUUGACUCCUAUGUAAACAGCAUUGACUCCUAUGUAAACAGCACUGACUCCUAUGUAAACAGCGUUGACUCCUAUGUAAACAGCACUGACUCCUAUGUAAACAGCGUUGACUCCUAUGUAAACAGCAUUGACUCCUAUGUAAACAGCAUUGACUCCUAUGUAAACAGCAUUGACUCCUAUGUAAACAGCAUUGACUCCUAUGUAAACAGCAUUGACUCCUAUGUAAACAGCAUUGACUCCUAUGUAAACAGCAUUGACUCCUAUGAAAACAGCAUUGACUCCUAUGUAAACAGCAUUGACUCCUAUGUAAACAGCACUGACUCCUAUGUAAACAGCACUGACUCCUAUGUAAACAGCAUUGACUCCUAUGUAAACAGCACUGACUCCUAUGUAAACAGCAUUGACUCCUAUGUAAACAGCACUGACUCCUAUGUAAACAGCAUUGACUCCUAUGUAAACAGCAUUGACUCCUAUGUAAACAGCAUUGACUCCUAUGUAAACAGCACUGACUCCUAUGUAAACAGCACUGACUCCUAUGUAAACAGCACUGACUCCUAUGUAAACAGCACUGACUCCUAUGUAAACAGCACUGACUCCUAUGUAAACAGCAUUGACUCCUAUGUAAACAGCACUGACUCCUAUGUAAACAGCACUGACUCCUAUGUAAACAGCACUGACUCCUAUGUAAACAGCAUUGACUCCUAUGUAAACAGCAUUGACUCCUAUGUAAACAGCACUGACUCCUAUGUAAACAGCACUGACUCCUAUGUAAACAGCGUUGACUCCUAUGUAAACAGCAUUGACUCCUAUGUAAACAGCGUUGACUCCUAUGUAAACAGCGUUGACUCCUAUGUAAACAGCAUUGACUCCUAUGUAAACAGCAUUGACUCCUAUGUAAACAGCAUUGACUCCUAUGUAAACAGCAUUGACUCCUAUGUAAACAGCAUUGACUCCUAUGUAAACAGCAUUGACUCCUAUGUAAACAGCACUGACUCCUAUGUAAACAGCAUUGACUCCUAUGUAAACAGCACUGACUCCUAUGUAAACAGCAUUGACUCCUAUGUAAACAGCACUGACUCCUAUGUAAACAGCACUGACUCCUAUGUAAACAGCAUUGACUCCUAUGUAAACAGCACUGACUCCUAUGUAAACAGCAUUGACUCCUAUGUAAACAGCACUGACUCCUAUGUAAACAGCGUUGACUCCUAUGUAAACAGCAUUGACUCCUAUGUAAACAGCGUUGACUCCUAUGUAAACAGCGUUGACUCCUAUGUAAACAGCAUUGACUCCUAUGUAAACAGCAUUGACUCCUAUGUAAACAGCACUGACUCCUAUGUAAACAGCACUGACUCCUAUGUAAACAGCACUGACUCCUAUGUAAACAGCAUUGACUCCUAUGUAAACAGCACUGACUCCUAUGUAAACAGCACUGACUCCUAUGUAAACAGCAUUGACUCCUAUGUAAACAGCAUUGACUCCUAUGUAAACAGAGAGGGGUCAACUUGA
Messenger RNA from Procambarus clarkii (red swamp crayfish), 1752 nucleotides. The record is from RefSeq and is a predicted model, not a curated record. NCBI's taxonomy places the organism in Eukaryota, Metazoa, Arthropoda, Malacostraca, Decapoda, Cambaridae.